Molecule: messenger RNA, 2556 nt
Organism: Cydia splendana
Lineage: Eukaryota; Metazoa; Arthropoda; Insecta; Lepidoptera; Tortricidae
Product: BRISC complex subunit FAM175B-like
Exons: 4
Coding region: 151-1332 (393 amino acids)
Biological process (GO): mitotic spindle assembly; attachment of spindle microtubules to kinetochore; protein K63-linked deubiquitination
Cellular component (GO): nucleus
Molecular function (GO): microtubule binding; polyubiquitin modification-dependent protein binding
Source: RefSeq, a predicted model, not a curated record
CCAAAAACGUCACAUUUUUCACAUUUCGCGUCAUUUUUAAUAAAGUAGAAAAAUAAAUAAGCAAAUACAUAAAUAACUUAUUUCUUCAACAGUGGUUGCAUAGAACUUAACCUGCUCAAGUGCCAUAUAAUUAAUGAGUUAUUGCUCAACAUGGCAUAUACCGAAAAAGUGUCACUGAGCGGCACUGCAUUAUCCUUUUUGUUAUACGAAUGUGUAAAUUCAGUAAAUUGCCAGGAGGGAUUUCUGGUUGGGGACGUGACUUCUGAAAUAACUAAUCACAUAUCUGACUCACAAAGCGAUAAUGCCCGGUUGGACACUCAAAUAGUCAUAAGAACUGUCCUGCCUCUACCCUCGGUGUCCUUGUUUUACCUCCCAACCGGUAGAAUAAAGGAGGAUGUACUAUCAAACUUACUUUCAAACACCGCAAAUGAGAUUGUUGGUUGGUACAAAUACCGAAAGAAUAGUUCGGUUAAACCUACGUUUAGAGAUAGAUUAAUAUCCAAGGGACUGCAAAAGUAUUUUGAAAAGCAUCAUGGAAGAAAAAACUUUGCCACCUGCAUAUUAUCCAGCAAAACUUCAUCUUCUGCAUCAACACACACAUUUACCUACAGAUUUGGUAAAAUCAAUUGCUUUGACAUUUAUGAAUACAUCGAGGAUGUGACAGCAAAUCUGGGGGAGAGGUUGACGGGCUACAAGAAGCCCCACAGGUUGUCACCGCAUAGCAUUUUCAAUAAAAUUGUAAAGGACAGCAAUGUGCAAAGUAGCAGCACAACAGAAGCAAUUCUAAGGAUACAGGAGGCAGUAGAUGUCCGGCUUCUUAGGGAGGCUCGAUUAGCAGCUAAGAAUGAAUGCACAAUCAGAGAGCUAGAAGCUGAAAUUAAACAAAUGAAUGCUAUUCUGUCUGACAAGCAAUGUGAAGACCUGCAAGUGAGCUAUAAUAAAAGUUUAGAGGAGAAGUUCAUGAACAGAGAGAGAGAGAUGGCUGAAGCAUGUGUGCAAGCACUGGCUACACCUUCACGGGUGGACAUUUUGAGUGUCCCAAAUGUUCUGCUCCAUAGUAACAACCUGACUGAGUGUGACAACCCUCCUCCAUCUAGCAAUGAGGCUGAGAGAAGUUCCAGCCCUAUACUAAUAUCAAGUUCAGUGAAACAGCCCAAGUUAAGUUAUGCAGCUGCUUCGAAGACAAGCACACAGCCAUCAACAAGUAAAUCAAACAACCACAUUGAAGACCUGAUAAGUUUUGAUGUGGAUGAUAACAAAGUAAACAACACGAAAACCAUCGUCAUCAAUGAUGAUAUGAAACAUUUAGGUGAAAGUUCCCCAGAGUGGUAGAUGGUCUGAUGAGUGUUGUGGCAGUCAUCGGAAAGUCUUGCCAACGACACCAACGACGGCUACAGCCACAGCCGACAGCUUCGCCAAUGCAAUAGGGACUUAUGCGGGACUCCAUAAAGUUCAAUUCGCUUAAAUAAUCGUGAUUGCCUGGCGUCCAGACCACGGCAUAUUACUUCGUCGUCUGGUGUUCAAAAAAAUUAAUUAUCAAUUCUCUUAGUGUCAGUAUUUGGGACACACAGAUAAAGUACUCUUAGUUAUUUGAAAUAUUACUUGUUCCAUUGUUUCAUGAUUUGUUAAUUCUGUUCGUAAAUACAAAACAAAUCUUCUCAUUACAUUGAUGUUGAAAGUUGUUACUUAGAAUCUAAUGAUCGUUUUUACAUAUUUCGUGUACAUAUCUUAGUUAUUGCUGUUACGGCCGUUAAAAUAUAUCUGCUUUUACAUUUAAUGCGCUCGCAAACUCAUACUCGCUACGUAGUUAUAAGACUUAUUUUCUUCUUUGAACUACAUAAUUAUAUUCAAAUUUUAUUUUGAAGCAAAGGCCAGUUUGCAAAAUACCAUCACUCAACACCAUGAUUUGCAAAUUCUUAUUUGAGCACUUAAACCAAUGAGCCGUAGGGCAAUAAAGAUAAAGCGAGAAAGCUGCAUCGCAUCGCUAGAGGCCGCAAGUGCCAGGGAGAUGGCCAGCUUAAUGAUUAUGAGUUUAUGACUCUGUACGUUGAUUUUGGCCCCACAAUAGUUAUCUGUGAUGUUCAUCAUCAUCAUUUUAGCCUUCUAUCGCCCGCUGCUGGGCAUAGGCCUCUUCGCGUCGCCACUUACGGUACUGAGCCAGUCUCAUCCAGAAUGUUAACGUAGAAUAUAUUUUUAUUUAGAGACGUCUAAAAAAGUAAUUUAAGGGAGACUUAUUUUAUCAUUAUGGACCUGUCAGUUUAACCUAACCCAUAAUGAUACCACGUGUUAAGAAUGUAUUUCCACUAUUAUAUAUCACAAUGCUAUUCAUAUAGCUAUUAAGAAUACAAGAUUAUUCAUAUUUAAGUUUAAGUUUGUUUACUUAAUUUGAUUACCAUUAGCUAUUAUACCACUAGUAUUUAAUUAUCGAUAUAUAGUUGAACAUGUACAAGAUAUUUUUGUAAUUAUUUGUUUAUGAAACUCUAAACUUAUGUUUUAUUUCAACUAUUGUUAAUUUUCUCUUCGCUCAAUUAUAAUGAAACAAGAAAUUAAUAUGAA